AUGGACGGAACUGAGGCAGAUGAUGUGAUGGGCGACAACCAAGAAGGUGAGGGUGAAGAAGUGGAAAAUGUUUAUGAUGAGUCAUAUAAAGAUGUAGGGGAUAAACCUAUAACUCCUGAUCUCGCCGUUGAUGAUCCCACUACUACUGAAAUUAGACAGGGGGUUGUUGUUGGUAACAAUAAAAGACGUAAACGUACGAAUAAAUCUAAAGAGAAUCUCUCGGAAGAGGAAAUAUGUAUGUCAAAGUUCGCUCAAGAAAUAAUAAAUGCUCCAACAAAUAAUCUUAUUGAUGAAUUAGCGAAAAAGGUAGCCAAUGAGGAUGUGGAACAAGUUGAAACAGAUUAUAAUAAAGGGAUGGAUACUGAUAUUAAUCGAUCAGCGAUUGUACCUUAUAUUCCAGGAGGGUCUAUAAUAAACUCCCCUAACAAAGAUAAAGGGCUUGACCCUAUUGCGGAGGAGGAAGCUGAGAGAGUCUUGAAUUUUAUAAAUAUGAAGUUGGCUACUGCAUCAGUUAAUGGUAAUAUGAUAGUGGAUCUAGAUUCCAACAGACUAAGUGGUAGUAUACCCAAACAAAUAUUCACUCUUCCUUCUUUAUCAAUUGUUCUCAACUUAAAUAAUAACUCAUUUACUGGUGCACUUCCUACGGAAAUUGGUCAGUUAAAAAAUCUUGGAGAAUUAGACCUGUCCUUUAACAAAUUAGCCGGUGAAAUACCAAAUACCAUAGGCGAGUGUUCAAGCUUAACAAAUUUAAAGCUACAAAAUAACUUCUUUCAAGGAAAUAUUCCAUCAUCUAUUACUUCUUUGAAAGGUUUGGGAGUAUUAAAUCUUUCUAGUAAUAACUUGUCUGGUACAAUACCAAAAGGCUUGGAGAAUCUGGAUCUCACUUUAUUGGAUUUAUCACAUAAUAAUCUAGAGGGGGUGGUACCAAAAGAUGGAGUGUUUAAGAACAUGAGUGCAUUCUCAAUAGAAAGGAAUGAUAAGCUCUGUGGUGGCAUCCCUGAGCUGAAGUUGCUGAAUUUACUUGUGCCAAUAAACCCAAAUGUGACGGGGAAAUCAAAGACGGUAAAAUUUAUAAUAAUAAGCAUAGUUAUAGCGGUUUUACUUUUAACUUCGGUUGUGUUUUCUCUCUAUAUGUAUUGGAAAAGGAAGUCAACAAACAAACUUCCUUUGAAUACUAUUAUAGACUUGGGAAAUCAGUACAUGGGAGUUUCUUAUAAUGAGCUUUUUAAAGCUACCAAUGGAUUUAAUAGUUCUACCAACUUGCUUGGUGUGGAAAGUUUUGGUACUGUAUUUAAGGGUAUUCUAAAUCAAGAUGAAUCAAGACCAGUUGCAGUUAAGGUUCUACACCUCCAUCAAAAAGGUGCAACCAAGAGCUUCAUGGCUGAAUGUGAUACCCUGAGAAAAGUUAGACAUCGAAAUUUACUCAAGAUUGUAACUUGUUGUUCGAGUAUUGCUUUUCAAGGUAACCCUUUCAAAGCUCUAGUUUUUGAGUUUAUGGAUAAUGGGAGUCUAGAGAAUUGGCUGCACCCGAUUAUAAGAGAUACAAACAAUGACGAUCAGCUACAAAAGAAGAAUUUGAAUCUAGAAAGAAGAUAUAGCAUCGCAGUCGAUGUUGCUGCUGCAUUAAAUUAUCUUCACCAUGAUUAUGAAUCACCCGUUGCGCAUUGUGAUGUGAAGCCAAGUAAUGUCCUUCUUGAUGAUGAUUUAACUGCUCGUUUGGGUGAUUUUGGCCUGGCUAAAUUCCUUUUUAAUCAUUCAAGUUCUUCUAGACAACUGAAUGAACAAGACGCAAGCUCAAUUGCGAUAAAGGGAUCCAUAGGUUAUGUAUCUCCAGAAUAUGGAAUGGGUGGAGAAGUGUCAACAAAAGGUGAUGUGUAUAGCUAUGGGAUUCUUUUGCUAGAGAUGUUUACAGGAUAG
This is a messenger RNA of Papaver somniferum (opium poppy), 1917 nucleotides long. Its product is annotated as receptor kinase-like protein Xa21. The record is from RefSeq and is a predicted model, not a curated record. Gene Ontology annotation, biological process: protein phosphorylation. Lineage: Eukaryota; Viridiplantae; Streptophyta; Magnoliopsida; Ranunculales; Papaveraceae. Gene Ontology annotation, molecular function: ATP binding; protein binding; protein kinase activity. Bases 1 to 1917 code for a protein of 638 amino acids. The transcript is spliced from 4 exons.